Ziziphus jujuba (common jujube) is the source of this 1477-nucleotide messenger RNA. RefSeq names its product phosphatidylinositol N-acetylglucosaminyltransferase subunit C. Gene Ontology annotation, biological process: GPI anchor biosynthetic process. NCBI's taxonomy places the organism in Eukaryota, Viridiplantae, Streptophyta, Magnoliopsida, Rosales, Rhamnaceae. The transcript has 2 exons. Gene Ontology annotation, cellular component: glycosylphosphatidylinositol-N-acetylglucosaminyltransferase (GPI-GnT) complex; membrane. Bases 535 to 1446 code for a protein of 303 amino acids. The record is from RefSeq and is a predicted model, not a curated record.
UUAAUUUAAUUAUUCAACAAUUAAAGGAAAAUAAUAAUGUCCUGAUAGUUUUUGGCUACAAUUGUAAUUAAUGCACUCCUUACCUCUCCUGAAAACGCACCGUUUUAACCUUCCUUCACCACUACCACCCCAGCCCAAAUCGUUCCGGUAUUCAAUAUUUCCGUUCCCUGAGAUUUUCUGCGAUUCUCUUCCUUUGUUUCUGGGCAGCCUCAUAUUCGAUUUUUCUCCAUUUGCGCUCAAUCUUCAAUCUUCCUCAGCGAUAUCAGAUCGAUUUUCAUGCUUCGAUCUUCAACAACGAAGACGAUAUUUUUUUAUUUUUCGGAGGCUUAGGCUUGAGAUUGAAGCUCCGCCUGUUUCCAAUUUUUUUCGAUUCUCCGGUGCGACGUCUAACCGUUUCACUUGGUAAUCGAUUUCCAUGCAUUCGGGUCGGGAAAAGAUUUGGAGUCUGAAUUUUUGCUUUACUGCGGCAGUUUUGUUCUUGAUGACAAUUUAAAUUUGGUGGCAGCUACAUUUGCACUAGGCAUCUAAACUUUCAUGGAUACUAGCAUUUCUGAGAGCAGUUCCCCAACUCAACUAAAAUGGAGAAAAGUGGCUUAUGGAGGGAUGCAGCCUGGGUUUGAUGAUAACCACACCGAUGAAACUUUCCUUGAAGAGAUGGUCACAAAUGCCAAUGUCGUUAAAAGGAACAUGGUAAAUUUGAUGCUGGAUUCAGUUUCCAUCUCUCAAUAUCUGUGUAUUGUCUCAUUGGUUGUCAUGGUUUGGACCUACACCCUUAGAUCAACUCUUGACGAAAAUUCACUAUUGUUUCUUGAUUUCGGCCUUCUGGGAUUGGGUUUCCUAGUCCUGUUGCUAACUGAAGAAAUGCUUUCCCUUAAUCUCCUCUUUCAUUAUUUUCUAAAUAUUUCCUUUUUUAUGACUGGGUUAUAUGUUUUGGCUCCAAUAUAUCACACUCUUACAAGGUCCAUAAGCUCUGACUCCAUUUGGGCAGUGACUGUUGGACUUCUUUUGAUCCAUCUCUUUCUCCAUGACUAUUCAGGAUCUACCAUAAAAGUUCCAGGGGCUCUUAAGAAUCCUAGCUUGACCAGCUGCAUCUCUUUAAAUGCUUCGGUUGUGGCCUCAGUUUUUGUUGCUUCACGCCUUCCAUCGAGGCUGCAUGUUUUCGCCCUCAUGUUAUUCUCUUUGCAAACCUUCCUUUUUGCUCCAUUGGUUAGUUACUCUAUUAAGAAGUACUCCUUUUGCUUGCACAUUUGGUUUUCUUUCGGCCUGAUGAUGAUCACAUUAGCUUUUGUUUAUACACUGCAUAGUUUACUUUUCGUGUUGUUGUUAGGUUUAUUGGUUUUCAUUACUGUAAUCUGCCCUUAUUGGCUUAUACGGAUUCAAGAAUACAAGUUUGAGAUCAAUGGCCCAUGGGAUGAGGCUAAACUUUGUUUUGAUAUAACAGAUUGAAUAUUUUGAAAGAUGGCCCCAUUAUUUGAAA